GAUUCACAGAACAGCCUCAGCUUCAGAGCAAUGUUUUACAAUAGUACAAUAGUACUUACAAUAGUAAGAGUAAGUAAGUAUUUACUGAACAAGUUAGUUUAGAUAUUGACACAUUUCUCCUGUUUUGACAAAUCUAGGUUGCCUGGUCGUUUCAAGGCUUGGAUCUACCAGCAUGCCAUUGUUCCCAGGGUUCUGUGGCCGCUGCUCCUGUAUGAUGUCCCAAUGUCAACUGUGGAAGUCCUGGAGAAGAAGAUCAGCAGUUACUUGCGAAGGUGGCUCGGCUUGCCGAGGAGCCUAAGCAGUGCUGCCCUGUACGGGUCCACCAACGCCCUACAGCUCCCCUUCAGCGGCCUCUCAGAAGAGUUUGUGGUGACACGGACAAGAGAGGUCAUGCAGUACAGGGACUCCAGGGACCCCAAGGUGGCAACAGCUGGCAUUGAAGUCCGCACAGGCAGGAAGUGGAGUGAUGCCAGAGAGCUACAGGCAGCGGCGGCGCGGCUAAGGCAGAAGGCCCUUGUUGGGACGGUGGCAAGAGGGCAAUCAGGUCUGGGCUGCUUUCCAGGCGGCCAGGUGGACAGAGCUAAAGGGAAGGACCGACAACAUCUCCUCCAGGAGGAAGUGCGCACAUAGUUUGCAGAGGAAAUCCUGUUGUUUGGUGUAUGUCGACGGAACAGGGGCGGUAAAAUGAAUGAAUGAUUGAAUGAAUGAAUGAUUUAUUACCAGAGGAGGAGAGGGCUGUGAACUAGCUUGUCUGUGCAACUUUAUUGGCUUUAAUGUUGUGUGAACAGUUUAGGGGAGGUUUUAGAAUGAAUGUCUAUUUUACAUGAAAUGUCAAAAUCCAGAGAUGUUGGUGGUACACUGAUGAGUGAAUGGAAUGACUGUUUCAUUAUAAUGCUUUUAUAAUUGGCUACUUAAUUAUUAAAGCUUGAAAGAAACAUCAGGAAAGUUUGUUUAGUAUUGAUGAUGCUACUCUGGUCUCUGGUUCCUUCCCUUCUUGCACCUUUCAAAUACAUUUGUAAGUAAUUGGUGUCUUGUAAGCCUGUUUGGGCUGGGCACAUCAUUUGUGUAUGGCAUAAUAAUAAAAAUGAAAAAAAAGUGUGGAUGGAUAAUGUAAUGUUUGCUUUCUUUUUCUCUUCAUCAGUUCUAAAUGUUGUCUGUGAUAUAAUGCAGUUAUUUUGUUUGUAGUCCCAGAAGGCCAAGGGGUUCCUCAACAUUGCCAAGGAUGGUGGAGUGCUCAGGUUUUGCUGUCUUCUCCAUGACAUCUAUCAACUGAGCAACCUCUCCAAGUCACUGCAGAGGUCAGUGUCAACCCUGGCCUCCACUCAGGCUGUCAUAGAAAAGUACAAGUCAAGACCUGGGCCUAAGCUGAGAGCAGUGCUCGACACAGACACCUUUGAGGGAGUCCUCCUGAAGCCUACUGAUGCUGACCAGCAUGACGAGGCAAAGAACGAGCUCAUUGACUCUCUGUGCCGGUGCAUCACUGCUAGAUUUAGUGAUGUGAACAGUGGUGUCCUGCAGGCUAUGCGGCUGACCAGUUUCCAGUGCUGGCCAGAAGCAGACAUGAGUUCAGAUUUUGGAGAUGGAGAGAUAAACAAACUCAUCAGUCACUUACAGCCUCUUCUGCUGUCUGCUGGAGUGGAUGUGGAGUUGAUCCCUGAUCAAUGGACAAUUCUCAAGACUGAACUGUACACAGCAGGAUUCAGCCAAGGAACCUUUGAGAAGACCUGGCCUACUGUGAACAGAAUGCUCCGCCAUCGGUGUCCUGACGUCCUUGAUCUCUUUGAUGCUCUCCUCACCAUCCCUGCAACUACAGCUGAGCGCCUGAAAGAUUCUGAUGGUCCAUUCAUUAAAGUUUGGUUGCAACUGUGGAUGAAGUGUAAAUUGUUGGAGGUUGAAAUGCUGAAAAAGGACCCUGAUCACCAGCUGGUAGAAGACCUGAUGGUUGCUACAUUUUCUCAGCGCAGAGAUGAACCAUUCAUCACAGAAAUAAUUUCCAGAUGGCCAGCUCUGUUCCAUGACAGACAGAUCAGGGCAGAAUUCAAGAGAAUUGUCACCACAGACCUUCUGCAAUCUUUUCUCGAUGGACUUGAUGGCCUGGUCCCAAGACUGCUGGAGGUAUACAAAGCAGGAACUAAGUCUGGAAAGAAGCAGUCACUCAAAGAAAUUUUGAACUGCCUUGAGAAAGAUGACACAAAUGAGAGGAGAAGGACUGCUGCUUGGCUUGGACUGCCACACUACAUAUCAGGCGAAGAUCCUUCAGACGUCAUCAGGAUGUGUGAUGAUAUGGAAAGAGUUCCUGUCAAGAAUGUUGCUGAUGAGACUUACGUGAUGUGGUGGUACGCUGUCCGAGCUCCGCGCCUUUUCGAUAAGUUUGGCGGCACAACAACUACUAUCAGGGAGAUGGAGACUAGCCUGUCCAACCACAGCAACAGGAUUACGUAAUUGGAGCUUGACGUGGGCGGGCUCCAGUCUGACCUGGGAUCGGUGGUGAAGGAGAAUAUGGAGCUUAAAGCCAAAGUGGAGGACUUGGAGUCCAGUUCAAAGUGCCAAAAAGUCAGAGUGCUGGGACUCCCGAAGAAUAUGGAGGGAAAAGAUGCUAGGGUCUUUAUGGCCAAGUUGUUCGCUGACCUGCUGGGGGACCUGCUCUCUGGGGCGCCUGAGUUGGACCGCGCUCACCGCAGCCUGCAGACGAAGCCUCGCCCGGAUGAACCUCCAUGACCUGUUAUUGUCAGGUUUCAUCGCAGUCUUAUCUGUCUUGUGUAUCAUAAAUGACAAAUGCCUCUGUAAUGCCAGGGGGAAGAGCCGGACAUCAAAUUAACAUUAUUACUUGGAAUGUGCGGGGCUUGGCGGGGCAGAUUAAGCGUUCCAGGGUUUUCUCACACCUAAAGCAUCUCUCCACUGAUAUUGCUUUUUUGCAAGAGACACACCUGCUUACAGUUGACCAUAUUAGGCUCCAUAAACCAUGGGUUGGACAAAUAUGUCAUUCCAAUUUCAACAGUAAAUCCGGAGGAACAGCAAUUUUAAUAUAUAAGCGAAUUAAGUUUAUCCCAAUUCACAUAAUAUUCUGAUCCUGGUGGUCGCUUCAUUAUAGUUUCUGGUACUCUUCAUCAAACACCAGUUGUAUUAGUCAGUGUGUAUGCACCGAAUUGGGAUAGCCCAAAUUUUAUGUCCACGAUGUUUUCCCAUCUACCAAAUUUACACUCAUCACCUCAUAUUAGGAAGAGUUCUAAACUGUGUUGUUAAUCCAAGCCUUGACCGUUCACAGUCCAGAUCGACCACACCAACAGUAAUGUCUAAAACUUUAUCAACACUUAUGGAUCAGGUGGGUUGUGUUGACCCUUGGCGUUUCUUUCACCCUAAUGUUUAAGACUUUUCUUAUUUCUCUACUGUCCAUCAAGUCUACUUCCGCAUAGAUUUUUUCGUUUUUGAUAAGGCCCUUCUACCUUACGUCAGAUCUACAGAUUACACUGCCAUAGUAACUUCCGAUCAUGCUCCUCACAUACUUGAGUUAUGUCUCCCCUCGGAUUUGCAUAGACAUCAAGGAGGCUGGAAGUUGAACACAGGCUUGCUGGCUAAUGCAGAGUUCUGUGACUAUAUAUCUUCAGAUAUAGAUUGACAGAUCUGAUCUCAUUUCCCCAUCGCUUCUAUGGGAAACAUUAAAAACUGUCAUCCGUGGGCGUAUCAUCUCUUUCAGUGCGCAUUUGGCCAAAACCAGAAGAGUGAGACCGCAACAACUUAGGGACGCUAUCUUAGACAUAGAUAGGCAACAUGCCUCUUCACCAAAUCCUGCUUUAGCAGCUAAACAUCUGCAACUGCAAGCUAAAUUUGACCUGUUAAAUCCCCUUCUGUCCUUACCCCUAUUUGCAAUAACCAUCUCUUUCUACCUUCUUCACUAGACCCAGCUUUUAAAAACUGGAAGAAGAGAGGCCUGGUUUCUUUUUUCUUUGACAUUUGGUAGUUUGGAGAACCUUGUCACUAAAUUUGAUCUACCCAAUUGUGGUCGAUUUAGAUAUUUCCAGCUUCGUAAUUUUGUAAGAACUCACUUCACGUCCUUCCCUAAACUACCUGAGAAGACUCUUCUAGAAAAUAUAAUGUCUCCCUCAGCAUCACAAAACGGCAUUGGAUCAAUUUACAUUCUUCUUCUCUCUUCGCAAGCAUCUUCUCUUUUAUGGCUAAAAGACACAUGGGAAAAAGAGCUUGGGCUGGGUCUUGACGAGGAUUGGUGGAGAGGGUCACUGCUCAGGAUCAGCUCGACUAGCUCUUGUGCUCGCAUUAGCCUUAUUCAGUUUAAAGUGGUUCACAGGAUCCACUAUACUAAAGCUUGUGUAUAUGUUAUGGUUCAUUUUUAUUAUUAUUAUCAUUAUUGUUAUUGUUUUUAUUAUUAUAAUUAAAUAUUCUUUUUCUCCUUUUAUCUACCUCAUGAAAGUGCACAUUGUACCCUCUAAGACUAGGGUGGGUGGUAGAUGGGUGGAGGGUGAACACAGGGAGUUGGCUGCAUUGUAUUUUGCCUGUAUGUUCUUUCAUAGUCUACUUAAAAAAAGAAAAUAUGAAAAUGUCAGACUUCUCACUUACAGUUAAUCUGUAUCCUGUUUGUAACAUGCUUUGAAGUUUGUUCAAUAAACAUAUAUAUAUAUAUAUAUAUAUAUAUAUAAGAAAGAAGAAUGUUGCUUUUUUUAAUAUACUGUACUGUACUUUGAUGUUUUGUUUUGUUUUGAUUAGGGUUGAUGGUCUUAAUACAGACUGGUGAUGUUGUUUUAAGGUGAAAUGCAAAGUUCCUAGCUUCAGAAAGUUCUAUCUUUUCAAUGGACUCUGUAAUGGACACUACGUUUCCUCCUUUCUUUAGUCAUUUGGGUUGCAGAAUCAGAAUUUAACUGCUCGUUCUUGUCUUUAACAUAGUUUUAGAAUGUUAAAUGCACUUAAAUUAUAUUUUGUUUAAUUUGCUGUUGAGGCUGUAAAUUGAGAUAAUUGUGCAAAUAAAUAUUUUUUGAACAGAUGAGUUCUAAGUUGAAGUGAAGUUUUGGUUUAUUACAUUUCUAAUUUUUAAAAAGGGUUAGGUUGAGUGAGUACUCAACCCUCGAGUAUACGGUAAAGAUGUACUUUUUACGCAUACAAUUAUCAAACAAGUAAAAUGGGUCAAUAUCUAAACUAACUUGUUCAGUAAAUACUUAGACUGUAAAAAAUUAUCAAGGUGGUUUAACUUAGAAACCUAAGUGGAAUUGCUGCCUUAAAAACAUGAGUAGAAACAACUUUAAAAUGUAAUUGGUAUGAAUAUAGUUUGUUAUCUUGACUUGAAAAUGUGAGUUGACAUAGUAUGGAAUUGUAAGUUUUCUUCAAUAGACAACGUAAUAUAGUUCGUUGUUUAAACUAGUAUCAAGUUUAAGUAAUAAAUGAUCAUUA
Molecule: messenger RNA, 5397 nt
Organism: Dicentrarchus labrax (European seabass)
Lineage: Eukaryota; Metazoa; Chordata; Actinopteri; Moronidae
Exons: 9
Coding region: 1522-2442 (306 amino acids)
Source: RefSeq, a predicted model, not a curated record